CACACGGACGCGAAUCGUGAACAGUGCUUCGGACCGUGGAAGAUCGCGCGUAGAAAACGGCUUUCUAAAAGUGUAACAAAUAAUCUGAAAGCUGUCCCGAAAUGCUGUGUGAAAUGUGAGCUAGAAAAGCGAAGAUCAAUAGCAAAGCCGGCAAGGAAAGUGGUGGAAGAAGGCACAUCGGUGGGCAGAAGUGAUCGUGUUCAACCGGAAGCAUAAUAAUAAUUCGCAAAUAAUCCAGUGGGUGCCGGUUUGCUUUUGUCGGUGGCUGUUUGUAUGCCUGCUCGGUUAUUCAUCGCGGUGCGCAAGUGAUCCAGCAGGGUUGAGGCAUCCUUUUAAAUUAAGUUAUUUUUUGUUUUAAUUUUAAGUUUGGUUCUGUUUGUCAACAAAAGAAAACAGAACCCGUUGUGUUAGUGCCCUUGCGUUUCUGGUAAUGUGUAGUGGUGCGGUGUGUUGGCGUGUGUGUCUGCCAGGGGCAUGAUAGUUACCCCUCGAUUGGCUUCACGACUCAAUACUAGCGGAGGCGGUAUCGGUGGUGGCCGUUGCCAUCGUUGCAACGCCAUCGAUUCCAUUACCACCACCAGUGGUAGCAGCAACAGCAACAGUACGGAUCGUUACGACGAACGUACGCUGUACGGACAACGUGCAACCGGAACAACGCGGCGGGACAACGGUAACAUCUGCCGCAGCAACUUGUUGAUCGGUAGUGACAGCGGCGCACCGUGUGGCGAUACCAUCACACUGCAUCACACUGCGGUCGCUGGACAGGACGUGCUCGGGAAGGUUGUAAAUCGGAGAGCAAAGGUGGAAAGUUUACCGUGCGGUGGCAGUUUCAGUUGCAACACGCUAACGGCCGCAGCGUUCGAAGAUCGUUCGGCAGCUGGGUACGGCGAUCGUUACCCGGCCAGGGCACAGCAACCGGUCGACCGGUCGAGCGGUGGUGCGGGCGCUGGUGACGUGUUCGGCGGUGGGAUUUCCGCAACCGGCAACACGUACCGAACGGGCGCAACGGAAGAAGCGGCGGCAACGUUUGCGGAAGUUGCACGUCCCGGUGGUGGCAGUGCGGUUGGCAGAGAAGUAGCGGCGGGAUACGAAGGGAGUGUGGGUGGUGGUGGUGGUGGCGGCGGAGGCAUUAUCGGAGAAGGACGAGUGAGGCGCGGUACGACGACGAACGCCCAACGGCAGCAGCCGCAGCAGCAGGAACCGCUGGUGGAACCGAAAACGGCCAGUGGCGAUAGUGGUGGUGGCGGUGGUGGUGGUGGAGGUGGCGGAGGAUUGGGCGGUGCGCUGCAAGAGGGAGUACACAUCGUGCUGCCGGUGGCCUCGUACGUUGGGGUAGUGGGUAGCGGUCGGUGCCAGUACGGGCAGGGUGUUGGCGAGUCCGGUCCGGCCGUGGACGAUCCGAUCGGUGGCAUUGUGGUAGUGCAGGGCGGUGACUGUACCAGCAGUGCCGGUAGCAGCGGCGGAGGCAGCAGCGGUGCUGACGGUGUUGGGGGCAGUGGUAUUAUCAGUGGCAAUAGCGGUGCUGGCAGUAGCGCUAGCUGUAGCAGUACGUCGAGCGGUGGUAACGGCAUUGCCGGUUCGGUGGUGGUGCCAGAAGUGCUCGGCGGUAGCUCACAGUACGGCUCGAUCGGUACCGGGCGGGGGGAAGCGGGUCGUGACAGUAAGGAUCGGGAGGACGAGGGUGGCUCGAGUGGGAGCGGGGGGAGCGGCAAGCGUAUCCUUGCCGUGAACCGGAACAUCGACGAUCUGCUGUUCGGCAGCGAUCUCGACUCGCUGAUCAACGACAAUAUCAUUUAUGGCUUCAAAUCGCUAAAGGUUAGCCGUGCCCAGUCACAGGAUCAGCUGGACUAUCAGCAACAGCAGCAACAGCCGUUCUAUCACCAUUACCAUACGAAUCCGCUGCAUUUGCAACAGCAUUUACUGCAACAGCAGCAACCGAACACUACGACAACGCUCGGCUACCAACCGUACCAGCCGCAGCAACCACCAUCGCAUCCCGGUCAUCAUCAACAGCAGCAGCAACAGCAAUCACACAUUAGUCACUGGAUUGAAUCGGAAAUUAGAGCAAGCAACAGCAGCACCAUGUUGGCCGAUAAAGCGAAACAGAAAUUGGCAGCACAGUUUGCCUCCGGCAAUGUUCCUGACUCAACGCGGCAAAGGCAUCAUGCGCCGCUCUACGGAAGACUGGUUACAGAAGAACAUUUACCUGCCGUACAUCGUGAUAUACACCAGCGUUCGAUAAGCCCCACAUCAUCGACCGAUAUUCGGGCGAUGGAAGCCCGGAUACCGGUGCUUUUUCGAGAUCCCGCUACGGCCCCCCUGCGAAAGUUGAGCGUCGACCUGAUCAAAACCUACAAACACAUAAACGAGGUUUACUAUGCCAAAAAGAAGCGAAGAGCUCAGCAGACCCAGGGUGAGGACACGUCCCACAAAAAGGAGCGGAAGCUGUACAACGAUGGCUACGACGACGAGAAUCAUGACUAUAUCAUUAAGAAUGGCGAGAAGUUUCUCGAUCGAUAUGAGAUCGAUUCGCUGAUCGGCAAGGGAAGUUUCGGCCAGGUGGUGAAAGCGUUUGACCACGAGGAACGCUGUCAGGUGGCGAUCAAAAUCAUCAAAAACAAAAAACCCUUCCUAAAUCAAGCACAAAUUGAGGUGAAGCUGCUAGAAAUGAUGAACCGAGCGGACGCGGAAAAUAAGUACUAUAUCGUUAAGCUAAAACGACACUUUAUGUGGCGAAAUCAUCUAUGUUUAGUAUUCGAACUGUUAUCCUAUAAUUUAUUCGAUCUACUGCGCAAUACAAACUUCCGCGGCGUAUCACUGAACCUGACGAAAAAGUUUGCCCAGCAAUUAUGUACGGCGUUAUUAUUUUUAAGUACACCAGAAUUAAAUAUCAUACACUGUGAUUUGAAACCUGAAAAUAUACUACUUUGUAACCCAAAACGAUCAGCAAUUAAGAUAGUGGAUUUCGGCAGCUCCUGUCAGUUGGGACAGCGGAUAUAUCAGUACAUACAAUCACGCUUCUACCGGUCGCCAGAAGUACUGCUGGGGAUACCGUACGAUUUAGCAAUCGAUAUGUGGUCGCUCGGCUGCAUCCUAGUGGAGAUGCACACCGGUGAGCCACUGUUUUCCGGCUCGAAUGAAGCCGACCAAAUCAACCGGAUCGUGGAGGUGCUGGGUAUGCCGCCGAAGCACAUCCUCGACCAGGCGCACAAAACACGCAAAUUCUUCGAGAAACUCCCGUCGGACGGUAGCUACGUGCUGCGGAAGACACAAAACCAGCGAAAAUACAAACCGCCCGGUUCGCGCAAGCUGCACGAUAUUCUGGGCGUCGAGACGGGCGGACCGGGUGGCAGACGGCACGGCGAACCGGGCCACAGCGUAUCGGACUAUCUUAAGUUUAAGGACCUCAUCCUAAGAAUGCUGGACUACGACCCGAAGACGCGGGUUACACCGUACUAUGCCUUGCAACAUAACUUCUUCAAGCGAACCUCGGACGAAAGCACCAACACAGCCAACACGAUCAGCUCGCUCAGCACGAGCCCGUCGGUCAGCACGCAAGAUCAACCCAGCCAUGGUCUAUCAUUACACCAGCAACAAUCGUCACAGCCACAAAACCAACAGCAAACACAACCAAAAUCACAACAACAGCAGCAGCAGCAGCAGCAAACGCUUGUUCUACUGGCACAACCAGCAUCAGUCGGAUCGAAUGGGACGCACGGCGUCAGCAGUGCCAGUGUCGUGACCGGGAAUGGUGCCAUCACUGCAAGCAGCAGCGUUAGCAGUGGUAGUGCUACUGGUGUGAUAGUACCGAGCAGCAGUAAUGCAAUGGGAUCCGCUAAUGUAUCGUCCGCGUCUUAUCCGCUCGCCAUGGAUUGUGAUCCUCCCGUGACGUCUAAUCACAGCCAGUCCAUCGGUCAUCAUGCGAGUGCAUCUGCGGGCCGAUACCCAGGCACUGCUGUGCCUGCGUCUGGGGCAGCACCAUCACACUAUCAUCGGAGUCGAUACUUAGCUCAGCAGCAGCAGCAGCAGCAACAGCAGCAACAGCAAGGCCAACAUUUGCAAAAUUCAGCUACCCACUUAGGAGGCACAUCCGCGGUGCCAGGUGUGCUGGUUGGUGGUGUACACAAGAGUUACGCACCUGCUUCGUUACCACUCGAUCUCGGAACCCAUAUGGCUUCGUCGCUCGGUGGGCUUGUCAUACCGGAUCAUCAUUCAGCGGCAGCUACCAUGUCUGGGAGCUUUCUGGCCCACAAUUUACCGAUGGGUGGUGGUGUCCCCGGUAGUAUAGGCGGUAUGACGGUGGGAUCGGCUGGCUAUGCACCUUUUUCGAUGAAUGAUGCGAUGCUGAUGGCGGCAGCCGGUGCCAGUAUAAAUCCGGUAAACAUGGGUCCACACGGCGGUGCAAACAGUUUAGGCGUAAUCGGUGGUCCUAUCGGUUCGGGUUCCGGCGCCGGCCCAUCCUCGCUUAUCGUCGGAUCAUCAACGGCAGCGGCUGCCGCAGCUGCAGCUGCAGCAGCAGCAGCGGCGGCUGCCGCCGUCAGUGUCAGUAGCGGAGGCCAUCAUCUCAUCGGCAGCACUGGAAGUAGCAUUAGCAACAGUAGUAGUAGUAGUAGUAGCAACAAUGGUGGAGGAGGAAAUGGGACAGGUGGUACAGCGUCGGGAACCGCCAGUGGUGGUAGCGGUGGUUCGGGUGGAAACGGAACAGUUAGCAGUAGUACGAAAGGUCAUGGGCGAGGACCGCCGAGCGCACCGAGCGAUCGGGAUGAAUCGUCUCCUAUGGUUGGCGUAUGCGUACAACCGAGUCCAGUUAUCAUUCACUGAUACGAACAUACAUAUUCUCACCAACACGCUCAUACAUUUGCAUACAGAUUUGCAAUAACAAGGAAUAAAGUAUAGUUGCUACUAAUGGCCAAGAUACGAUCGGGAGACGAUCAGUUAGCGUAUGGUACGGGAUGUUAGCAGAUCAGCUGUUCAGAAUCGAGUUUCAUUUUACAGCAUAAUGAUCAUUACCUUGUUCCACACUAGGCAAACAUAUUAGCUACCCCAUCUUUUACACAUCGUUCGCAUUUCGACCGAGUGCCCGAGUUUCAUCCUAGAAUUAGUGAAGUUGGGCCCCUUCAGACUGGAAUUAAAAAAUGGCCCCGCUUUUCUCACCGAUACAGUGAGGGAGAGUGAAUCAACCGAUCCACCAUGAUAGCCUAAAUUGUAGUUGCAUUUGGGAGCUUUGAGCAAUGCAGACAAUUCCUGAGACGGAUGUUGCUCUACAGUUGCUGCUCAAAAGAUGGUAGAUCCGCGCGAAGAACCACAGCUAAUUAUUCACGAGCAUAUGUAGUGCGAAUGAGGGGGGCGAACAGUUUUUUCAAGAAAACAAAUGGUAAAACAAAAAUAAGCGAGAGUUUUUUGCUACUGGAUACUGCCAAGAAACAAUCGGUUUUUGGAGCAACAUGCGACAAUGUACACACAUCCAGAUGUAGGACAGAUGACGAUAUCUGCUCAGUUUUUUUUAAAGAGACACUUAAGAAGGAGACGGAUUUUAGAGAGCGAGUGGGGACGGGCGACAGUGCUGAUGCCCCCCCAAAAUGUCCAAAACGGUAAUGAUGUGUUCCGAAAGGUUUAAUGAAUUCCUAUUACUACCAAUGUCUGUGUUCUCCGAGAGGUCGGAAAGGUAGAGACGAUGAAGACGAUGAAGAAAUGGGCAGGUCGUGCGUGCACGUGUGUAGUGUUUUGUGCUGCAUCGUGCAACGGGACAAAACACACCCGUGAACCUGGUGAUGUGUUAAGAUAAUAGAACUGAGAACUGGUAUGAUGCAACACACGCAACGUGCUCCGCACAUCAAGCAGCUACGGUUCCGUGGAUGAAGGGUUCGUUUUAUAUCCGGCAAUAGUUAAUCCGAUUUCAUCAUUUUUCCAUUUUUAUGUCGCUAAGGUGGUACUAGAAUAACUUCAGUAUCAAUUUCUCAAUAGCCCAAAGAAGUUCGCAGGGAUACUAUAGCUUAAAGGAAAGUGUAAGUGCAAUUGAAAUUUUUCAUGGAAUUAAAGGAAGAUUAACGUUCUUUAGCGCGAGAGUGAUGCAUUCAAAGGCCCUUUCGGAUGGUUUACAAACAAAGAUAAACAGGCGCUGAACGCAUGAUUCUUUAGAUGUGCUUUUCUUUUGCCUUAUUAUCAGGGACUAUUCCGGUUUUAAUGCAAGACUUAAAUGAGACAAGGUGAUCAGUAAACAUGUUCUAUAAUCAAGAACAAUUUCUAUUAUAACAGAGUUCCUCAAGCGUUGUUUUUAAUACUUUUGUGUUUGAUUGCUUUGCAACAGGAUGAGUUAGUAUAUUUGGUGCUGAAAUUGUAUUGUUUCAACCUAAACAAUCAGCGUUACUAGAACUUGAUCACGUUGGAUCAACUGAUGAUAAACCCAACAAAUCGUUAACCUCAGUCCAUUUAAUUGGAAUAAAACAUUAUGGUCGGAUUAACUAUUCAAAUUCAAAGGAAUUGUGUUGUCAAAGCGCGAUUCUGCGUAUUGGGGAACUGAUGAUCAUCAGAAUAUUUUGAGAUGGAAGCAUCUUUUGGAGAAAACUAUGCGACGAAAUAGCGAUCGUUUCUGUCACGGCGAACGGAAUAAAAUCUGUGUGCCUGUAUACUGCUAACUAUUGUCUGUAACCGAACACGAUUGUGUGUGUGUGUUCUUGAUCUGGAAGGCUAAACCGUGGAAGGUGGAAUUGCGCUUGUUGCUAUUUUAUUUCACGGAACCUGAUCGUGCAGUGCUGAAUAAACCGAAUAUGGCCAGCGACAUUAGAGAGCAGCGUGUGUGCGUGCGUGGAGUGGUGGUGAAAACGGUUGAUGUAGUAAGAGAGAGAGAGAGAGAGAGUGAGAGAGAGAGAGAAAGAGAGAGAGGAGGUAGGCUUAGAAUAAAACGAGUAAGACUAGGAAAAUUGGGGACUGAACGUGCGUUUUAUGUGCAGAGAUGGUUUUUGGCCCUGUUUUUCUGUUUCCAAACAAACAUCGAUAAAGGCAAUACGCGCAACCUGGUGUGCAGCAAAUUCUGAGUUGGGAAUAGGAGUAUGGCAAACCACCCAUUCGAUGUGUGCUUGCACAUACUCCCUUCCCGGCCCGGCUAGAAUGUUGUUGGGUACACUUAAAAUGAAUAGAAAGCACGCAUAUGUAAAGGUGAAUAAAAAUGAUUGUACAUAUUAACUGAUUAGCACUAAUGAUGAUACUAUCAAUAAUUAAAUUAGUAAUAUUAUUAUUAAAAGAAAAAGAAAAAAACCAGAAGAAAAAGAAGUAAAAGAAUGUAAAUGCAACAAAAAAUUGUAAGUCAAAUGAUGGUAUGGUUGCAGCAACUGUAACGCAAACAUCGCGAAAGUGUGAAGUAUAACAAUCUAUGGGAUUACGUAUGCAACACACGCAAAAAACACAUACACACAUACAAUACAUUUAAGUAAGAAAAUGAAGAAAAUAACAGAGAAAACGCAAAAAAAUAUUAUAUUGUAAGUGAAAAAUACUAGAUCAAAUAACUAAAGAAAGUAAAUUAAUUAAAUUAAUGAUACUAAAGCGAAGGAAAGGGAAGAAAAAAAAUCAUUCAUAAAUUAGCAACAAAACAAGAAAAACAAAGGAAAAAAAACUGCAGCAUAAGAAAUUGGCAACAGUGUUUGCAAGCAAAGCAACUAAAGAAAUACGAAAAAAUGUAACAUAUAUUUUGGACAACAAGUACAGUACUGUAUCACAAGUGAAUGGUAAAAUACAAUCGGUAUGACAAAAAGCCAGGUUAAAACCAGAAGAUUAGACAAAACAGUUACACAUCCCAUAAGCCCGCGUGAACAUAGACAGGUACAAGACACAAAAUUACACACUCUUUUUCACGAAAAUUGUGAAAAGGUAACGGGAUUUAGUAAGUAAUUUAGUAUGAUCAACCACACACGCGAAUGAACAACUGUGAAUGAAUGCAAUACACACUGAUCCCACUCAUAAGAAAAGAUCAACACACACAAAGAAAGAAAGAAAUAGUACGCGUGUCAGAAAGAUCAUGCAAAGAUCGAUGGCAAAACGUUGGCCCUCCCCCGGGGCCAAAAGGGUGCGUUUAGGAGCAAUGCGUUUUACUCUAUUAUACUUUUGUGUACGCGAGUGUGUUUGGCGGUUGUGUGCUGUGUGAUGUAUUGUUUUUAUUUUGUAAGCAAAUGGGCAAAUAUAGGCGCCUUUACUCAGUAGACCGUGUAAAGAAAUUUACCACACAAAACAAAUACACACAGAUGGAGAAAAGUAAACCAGUAUAACAAAGCACCAUUUGGAAAUGUGAAACGCAUUGCGGGUGUGGCAUUAAUGUGGAAAAAUGCUAGAGAGAGAAAAAAAAACAAGAAAACUAAAGAUACAAAAACAAACAAACGAACAUUUCAACUAAUCCGCAUCGUGUGGUGUGUGAUGAUCCGAAUAAACGUGAUUGUUACCGUUUGCCCGUUUCCCUUGGUUACGUACCCGCACACCAGUGUUCAUAUGCUGCUUUGAUCUUCAGUUUUGGCUAUGUUUCGUCAGUUGUUUUAUUAGUUUGUUUCGUGGUUUGUUGUUUUGCGUUUAUAUGUUUUAGUUCUGUUUCUUCGCAUGUUGGUUCAUUCAUUUAUAGGACAUGGCAGCAUUUGGUGUGUUCUGUACACAAUCACCAGUUUAUACCUUUUGUUUGUUUUUUUUCGUUUUAUAUUUGCUAACGCCCCGGGGGAAAUAUGGGUUUAAGUAAAUGCUGUCACCGCGUUGCAGGAUUUAAUGGAAAGAAAUUAGAGUAUGGUGUAAUAAGGAUGAUUUUUUUUGCCAGUUUUACGGUCGCACGAUCACAUCCAUGCGCGAAGAGCAGUGAGAAUUUAAGUUUUGUUUUUCUUAUUGGAAAAUAUUUUACACAACAAAAAGAAAGAGAGAGCGAGAACACAAUAAGUUAGCGGUCGAGUUCAAUGUGGUGGAAAAUGGUAGUUCAACGCGUGUUGGAAAACGGAUCUAAAACACCCAGGAUAUAUUGUCGUACCGUGGGUGGAUUGUAGGGACAAAAAAUCCUUCUCCCGAUACCCAUUCUCCUAACCUCCGCUCUCCCCUCACUGGGUAACGAUAAAUGCAAUAAUAUUAAGACAAGUUUUCUUACAACAGUGCGAAUAGCAGGAGAGUAAGAGCGGCUUGUGCGUGCUUGCAACACACAGGCGUAAAAUUGCCACCGGAAAAUCGUAGGGAUAUAUAGAGGACAAGCCUGAAGGGUUUAACUGCUUGAGGUUAUUAAGGAAUAAUCGUCAAAUAAAAUACACACGAAACACACGCAAAAAACGAAACAAACAAAAAUCCCAAAUGAAAAUGAUAACUGCCGGUACGAAUGAUGUAAUAAUAAAGCAACUAUAGAUAAUUAUGUCGCGAACAAGAAGAUAUGUACAGUUAGGUUGGGGAGGAUGCAUUGUGUAAGAUCAACAUAAGACAACAACAAAAAUACAACCCGUAAAUCAGUAACUUUAGCAGUCAGCAUUAGCGAUUGUGAAGAAGGGAAGACAAAGAAGAAGAAAACACAUACACACACAAACGUGGAAGAAGCAUACAUUAUUAUAUUUAUAUUCUAUACAAACUCAUUUGCCACACAACCAACCCCCCAAAAAACUACACAACCAUACAUUUGCAUACAAAAAAAAAAAUACAAACUACACAGGAACGGAUUUUCCGGUACACUUUUAAGCGAGAUGUGAAUGCGGUUAAGAAUACCUUUUUGAAGCGAAAAGCGGAGUGAAGCCUUGCCAGAAUUCCCGUGAACGCAGUGAAUGAUGUGAAGGAGCUUGAACCGAUAAACCCCGUCGUGUGAGUGGAAAUGCUAAGGAAAUUGGGGUACAACUUUUGCCGCGUUCAACACCAUCAAUACAAAACAAAGAAUCCAGUUUAAAAUGGUACAAGGACGGAAAAGCUACUAAGCAAAGCUUGGACUUGGUGGGUACAAAUUUGGGGUACAAGACUAUUAGGACGACGUGAUGUGUGUCAGAUAAAAACAAAUGAAAAAGAACAGCUGUAAAUUAUCAACAACGAUUUGCACAAGAAUUGUUGUAAGUAUCUUUUUACAGUAAAACAAAGAAAUGCUUAAAUGAAUGGAUCCAAAUGAAAUGAGGACAAAGAAAAUCAAAGAACGCUAAACUGAUGAUAGGAGCGCGUGUAACCGCCGCGUAGCAAUAACCCGAGACAGACGAGUUACGAGUUUAGGAAGAGAAAACAGUAGAUAUAACGCGCGAAACGUGAUGAAUGUGAAGCAGAACAAAUCAGUGUGUAAGCCAAUGGAUGUAACGCAUCGGCUGAUGGUUACAAAAAAGACUAGCAAAAAUGCAACAAGCCAGAAAACACGAAUAACGAUACCACGCACGAGGAAAAGAACCCAUAGCGUGAACAGCAUUGGAAAAGGGAUGAAUCAUUCAACUCCCUGCAAAAACCGUUUAUGCCCAAUUGCGAGAUGAAAUGAAGAUGAAAACUGUUCCAAAAGCGUGAGGCAAUGUAUGUGCACAACACACUAACGUGUUGUAGGCAUACUGAUUGAAUAGAAAGUAAGAACAAAAAAGCAAAAGUGAGAAACAAAAGUGAAAAAAGAAAACAAAAUGGUGUAAAGACACGAUAAAACAAAGCAAACCGAACACACGAAGAGGUAGCACGCACGAGCCAGAAGUGUACGAAAAGAAUGCGAACGAGAAAAGAAGUAAAACAAUGGGAAAGAAAUUUUGAAAAAUAUCUGAUCCAAGUGUGUGCGUGUUGUAUUUAACCUCCUCCCCGGUUGCCCUGGCAACAGUGAUGACAGAAAGUGAUAUUGGACAAUUUUUCCAGUGUGUCGAAUUGUGUAUUUUUAUUCGGAAACAUGUACUUAUUUUCUGUUUUAGAAGUUAACCUGCGGACGAUAGUGUUUCUGCAGUUUGUUUGCCUUUACGCCCACCUGCUGCAUAAGUUUGGCGUGCUGUCGCUUCAUCACGUGCAUAUCGCGAGCGUUCCGUGCUGCUGCCUCUUGCUGUGUCGAUGUCCAGCCGAGUGAUCGAUACUGUGCCAACACCUUGUGUAGUUUCUGGGUCGAUUUCUUCACCACA
Anopheles moucheti is the source of this 11054-nucleotide messenger RNA. RefSeq names its product serine/threonine-protein kinase minibrain (gene mnb). Bases 475 to 4821 code for a protein of 1448 amino acids. The transcript is spliced from 11 exons. The record is from RefSeq and is a predicted model, not a curated record. Gene Ontology annotation, cellular component: nucleus. Gene Ontology annotation, molecular function: protein serine/threonine/tyrosine kinase activity; protein serine/threonine kinase activity; ATP binding. Lineage: Eukaryota; Metazoa; Arthropoda; Insecta; Diptera; Culicidae. Gene Ontology annotation, biological process: positive regulation of DNA-templated transcription; protein autophosphorylation; peptidyl-threonine phosphorylation.